AUAGGCAGCCGCGCCCAGAGCUGAAACAAAAGGAGGGGAUAAGGUAAAGACAGGCAAAACGAGAGAGAGCAGAGCAGAGCCGAGAGCCGCCAGAGAGUGAAAAGAGAUGGCAAGCACAGCCGGAGCCGGAGCCGGAGCCAGAUGCCACCUUCUCUCCCCCAUCCCCAUGGCUGCUGGAGCUGCUGCUGGUGCUAGCAGCAGGAGAAGGAGAUGCGUGUUGUCAGCAGCAUCAGGAGGAGGAGGAGGCGGGCGCAUGGUGGGCCGGCGGCCCAUCGAGGACGUGUACAAGGUCCGCGUGGAGCGCGGCGCGACGGCGCAGGCGCGCGUAGAGGCGCUGCGGGUCAUGGAGACGUGGUCCGCGUGGCGCACCGGCGGCCGCUGCCACAUGCCCUGGGACUGGCAGGUGGACCAGCUCGUCUACGUCGUCUCCGGCGAGGUCCGCGUGCUGCCCACGGGGGCCACCACGGGGGAGGAGUACAUGCACUUCGUCGCCGGCGACCUCGUCAGGUACCCCAAGUGGCUCGAGGCCGACCUCCACUUCGACGGGCCCUACGAGGAGCGCUACCGGUUCCUCGCAUACGGCGACGACAACUGAAGAACAACAAGAAGAAGAGCUCAUCAGUUUUUGCCCUUUUGCCUGUACCAAUCAAUCAGCUCCCUUGUUCUUAGUAGUCGCUUCUGUAGCUUUCAUUCGAGUUAUAUAGACAGUUAUUCAUUUUUUCAUCAUUGAUGAUGCGGUUUGGUUGCGGUGAUGAUGCAACAAACAACCUCUUACAGCUUCAAUUGCAUUUGACA
Messenger RNA from Brachypodium distachyon (stiff brome), 795 nucleotides. RefSeq lists its product as uncharacterized. The coding region runs from base 107 to 595 and encodes 162 amino acids. The transcript has a single exon. Lineage: Eukaryota; Viridiplantae; Streptophyta; Magnoliopsida; Poales; Poaceae. The record is from RefSeq and is a predicted model, not a curated record.